AUGGAGCCACCCAGAGCUGAGGCAACAGAGGUUGAGAAGCCAAACCUCGCAAUCGGGAAGAGACAGCAAGCGAAAGAUGAUGCAUCCGCCCAAGUCGCCGCCGUCCUUGAGCAAGAGAUUGAGGUUGAUCCACACGGCAAGUAUGGCAUCUUGAACUACGUCUGGGACGAUGACAUGAGCCUGGAGGAUCAGGUGAAAUAUCUCAAGGCUCGAGUCAGGGACCUCGAGAUAUUUGCUGGCAAUACCAUGAGGACUGCCGAUUAUCUCAAAGGGGAUUUCCUGGAGUGGGAUAUUGUUCUAGCUUCACACUUCCCGAGAGAAUUUGAAACUACUCUGUAUGAGGCAUGGAAUUGGAGUGUGCUAUGGGCGGGUAGUGAUAUCACUGCCUUAAUCAAGCAGCAGAAGGAGCAGGUGAUUACAUCCUUGGAUGGGUAUAUUGUGCAGGAAGACUUUGAUAGCAUCCAUGCCCGCCUUCACCCUGAGAUGCAAUCCCGGUUCCUCAUGGCCUUGACUGAAGCAUUCCUGAACAAAACAGUCGAUGAUAACCACGAGGAUGUGACCUGGGAUGGCGUAUCCCCGCUGGGACAAAAACUGGGCAAGUUGCACGGAAGAUUCCAGCAAGUCGCCAAUGAAUAUUCCCAGGUCUGGCGAUCCGUGACGAGCCGCCUCUGCAACUCAACGCGAAUGGGGCAGACCAAGGACUUCACCUUCGGCAAGGCAAUCCAAGCCCGCCGCAACGCGAAGUGCAAAGCCCUGGCGAGGAACUUGCUGGAAAAUGAAACAUUUCUCUGUCUCCUGAAGCCCACCGAGGAGACCGACCAACGAGAGGGCAACCUUGUCUGGAUACUACAGCACAUCUCCCAAUCCGCUGUCGAUAUGCAGGCGCAGGUCCCGAUUUUGGGAUUCAAAACCCUCGGUGAUCUUGGUGAUCGGUUUGAAGGCUCGUCUGAUACCUUCGAGGCACUGCCAUUCUGCUUUCCGGGGCUUCAUGAGGGGAAAAGCAGGCUUGAUGGACACCGAGUCCUUGGGAUAACCUGCCCGUAUGUGUUCAGAACGGUCAAUUGCCCGGAGUACGAGAAGGAGAUCGAGUUGGUACACAAGGCAAAGGCUUUGAUCGAGGAUAAUCCCCCGGGAAAAGAACGACCAGCAAAGAAACGCAAGGUGUGA
Molecule: messenger RNA, 1167 nt
Organism: Aspergillus puulaauensis
Lineage: Eukaryota; Fungi; Ascomycota; Eurotiomycetes; Eurotiales; Aspergillaceae
Exons: 4
Coding region: 1-1167 (388 amino acids)
Source: RefSeq, a predicted model, not a curated record